Messenger RNA from Paramuricea clavata, 1606 nucleotides. Lineage: Eukaryota; Metazoa; Cnidaria; Anthozoa; Malacalcyonacea; Plexauridae. The record is from the annotation of a GenBank genome assembly.
AUGGAAAGCUCUAAAACUGACAGUGACGAUAACUUUCAAUCGCCUGAAAGUGGUACGCACGGUGGGAAACGACGUGGUUCUGGGAGGAAACGCAAGCAUGAGGAAGGCUACGAGAACGUACGUACGAAGUGCGAUUUGGAAGACCAUUUCCUUGCACAAUGAAUACAAUGAUGUCUAUGACCUGUGGAUGGAUGUACGCGAAAUUCAUCAACUCCAAUGACAAGUCGAGUAAGCCAUCAUCAAGCAACAAUUUUACAUCAACUCGAAGGCAAUUAAAAACACAACUUUUUAAUUCAGGUAUUUAUACUUUUCUCUCAUACGUAUGCCUUUUUAAUACUCGCCUAUGUGUUUUAAAUUUAUGAAUGAUAUAUACAGUGAACUGAAUAUAUAAUAGUUUAUAUACAAGAUUUUAAUACUACUGCAUGUUCCUAUUUUCUAUUGUCACUGUAUUGGGCCUAUAAUUGGCCCAUUAAUAGCUAUACCCAUCAUAGAACACAUGGCGGUAUUUGCUUUCCUAGACCUUGCUACCAUUUCAUCUCGAAUAUUUUUCUUGUUUUAUCUCUUGAAUUAUACUUUUAUAUGAUUUAUUCCUUCAUAAAUUCAUAUGUAUUCGGCCAUUUAAAUAUAUAGCCCCUCCCCCCCCCCCUAUUGAGGGGUCCCUUCAUAAUCCCCUUAGGAUAUAAAAAUUUAGGGCCCCUUUGGGUGCGAUUUUUUUAAGUUACCCCAUGGAUAUAUUUAAACCCCCUUUAGGACAUCAUAUUUGCCCCCUUGGAUAUCGGUAUGGAGUAUGCAGCCGUCGUCGUUGGAGUAUAAAGACAGCUAAAAGAUGGAAACCAGUGAUUGUUGAGAAGAAUUACUGAGCUACAUUCCCAUUCUGAGUGCUCAUGUGUUGAAAGAGGCAAGCAAAGAGUUUCUGAAGAAAGUAAAACCAUCCACAUCUGAUCAAGAUCCAACGAAAAUAGCCCCAACAAUUGCCAGUCUACCUGCUACCUCAUACCACAAGAUUUUAGAUUACAGUAGAUAUACAACCUUUUCAAGCUUCUGAUAAUAACGUCAUUUGGCCUGGGAGCCUUGAUCUCAUGAAUCGUGUGCCAAUCAGCUUCCAUAAUUUACUAAUGAAAGCGAGGCUCCAAGACCAAAAAGUAUGUGUGGCAUAAUUAUCGAAAGGGUGUAUUGUCAGAACUACUGAGUACUUUGAUAGAAAAAACUUAUCAGUGCAUAAUACUUGCUCUGAAAAACAGUAAACAGUUUAAAUUGUCUAUUUGUACAUUCGACUAGUAAGUAAGUUGUCUUUCUGGAAUGAUCUCUCUUGAAGAUGACUAUCACAAUUAUUAUGUAUGCGAAGUGUAAUUUGAUACCCGUCUAUUCAGAUGAAGCAUCGAGCGGUAUAUUUGACACACGGCGCGGCUGGCCGAAUUUCACAUUUUUACACGCGUUCAAUGCUAUGGAAAGCUCUAAAACUGACAGUGACGAUAACUUUCAAUCGCCUGAAAGUGGUACGCACGGUGGGAAACGACGUGGUUCUGGGAGGAAACGCAAGCAUGAGGAAGGCUACGAGAACGUACGUACGAAGUGCGAUUUGGAAGACCAUUUCCUUGCACAAUGA